This is a messenger RNA of Sitodiplosis mosellana (orange wheat blossom midge), 1155 nucleotides long. RefSeq names its product surfeit locus protein 1 (gene Surf1). The coding region runs from base 109 to 1002 and encodes 297 amino acids. Gene Ontology annotation, biological process: mitochondrial respiratory chain complex IV assembly. Lineage: Eukaryota; Metazoa; Arthropoda; Insecta; Diptera; Cecidomyiidae. Gene Ontology annotation, cellular component: membrane; mitochondrion. The record is from RefSeq and is a predicted model, not a curated record. The transcript is spliced from 5 exons.
AUAGCAUGUCCAAAUGAAUGCGUCUUUAUUUGUCAUAUGCUAAGUUGAUUACACUUUGAUAUGAGUUGAUUUUUUUAUCGAAAAAAUAUUUUCUAAUAUAACAAAAUAAUGUUAGUAAAUUUCUUGAAAAGAACAACAUUACUUUCAAAACCGGUUCUGAAUUGCAAGAUUACAAAACCACCUAGUUUAUUAUGUAAAGGUGAAUCGUUUCUAAUACUUCCGCGGAGGAAUGCAUCAAUUCACACUCGCAAUAUUCUAAUACGAAAGGCCAAGUUGGAACAUAUCGACAAUUUUGGUAUUUUUUUACUGUUCUUUCCGGUGACCACUUUUGGAUUGGGAGUAUGGCAGAUCAAACGAAAAAUUUGGAAAGAAAAUCUGAUUGCUGAAUUAAAAAAACAAUCGAACAAAGAACCAGUUGAUCUGCCGGAGGAUUUGACGCAACUAAAUAGUAUGGAAUAUCAAACAGUGAAAGUGAAUGGACAUUUUCUACACGAUAAAGAACUAUAUUUAGGUCCCCGAACAUUGAUUGAGUCCCACGAAAAUGGAAAAAAAGGAGGCGUACUGACAAUUGCACCCAAAUCGGGAUAUUUAGUAGUCACACCAUUCAAACUCAAUGGCAGAGAGGAAACAAUUUUGGUUAACCGGGGUUGGGUUUCGAAAAAUAAAAAGACUCCAAUGUCCCGCAGUGAAGGCCAAAUUCAAGGAGAUGUUGAAAUUGUUGGAGUAGUUAGAAAACACGAAAAUCGACCACAAUUUAUGCCUAAGAUGAAAGAUGACAAUUUGUUUUUGUACCGAGAUGUUAAUAGAAUGAGCGCCAUUACUGGUGCGGAGCCAUACUAUUUGGAUGCGACAGUCUAUUCAAAUAUUUCCGGUGGUCCGAUUGGCGGUCAAACUACUAUUACUCUCAGAAAUGAACAUCUUUCUUAUGUUGUGACCUGGUUUUCUCUAUCAGGUUUGUCAGCUUGGUUUUGGUACAAAAUGGUCUAUUUAAUUCCCAAGUAAUGCUCAAAUGAUACAGUAAAUAAGUAAUGCUUGAGAUUAAAUAUGAGUGAAAAUACGAGGAUUCUAUUCAUGUCUUUUAUUUCUUCCACCAUUGUUAGUUAAGGCCAUGUAUAAACCUUUUUUUAUUUUGAUUAAAAAAUAUAUUGCUUGCAA